Fulvia fulva is the source of this 1809-nucleotide messenger RNA. RefSeq lists its product as uncharacterized. Lineage: Eukaryota; Fungi; Ascomycota; Dothideomycetes; Mycosphaerellales; Mycosphaerellaceae. The record is from RefSeq and is a predicted model, not a curated record. Bases 1 to 1809 code for a protein of 602 amino acids. The transcript has a single exon.
AUGGCGCUCCUCGGCAGACUCCUCGGGAUCUGUCUCCUUCCUCUCAUCCUCUGCAUCGCCCUCGAGCAGACUCUACACCUCGCCGAGAUUCUCAUCAUUGCGUGCCGCUACAUCGCUAGCAUGCACAUGAUACGCUCGCUCCUCUCCGCUUGCUUCGACUAUCUUCACGACUCACGGGAGUGCGAUAUCGUCGGCUCCUUCCCAGGCUCGCCACUCAUACUGUCGGUACUGCUGGAGCGAGAAAUUCCUAACGACGAGCACGAACUCGACGACUACCGCAACGGCCUGAAGAAGGCCUUCUACGAAGAGCAAUGCAAUGCUGGGCGCAUCAGCUUCGCCCAAAAGCUCACUUUCCUGAACGACCCAAACGCGUUGUGGGUUAGGAGAGAGGAGGACACCGAAUUCGCGCAGAAGCACCAGGCUGCGAUGGCGCAAUACCAAGCAGCUCCGCGCAUCGAGACCACGAGACAGUGGACGAGGCGCAUGCGAGAAGAACGCGAGGUGGCACAUGAUGGCAUUCAGCGGCCACAGAGCACGGAAAGCGCAUCACACGUCAGCCCUCCACGCCCAUCGAGAUCACUGCAGCCGUAUCAAGGCUCUGCACACGCGCACGCUCUCGCACUCGUCAGCGAUUUGCCCCCGCAAGUACCGCCAAAGUUCAAAGCGCUUCGAGGUCUUGCGCCGCGCGAUUCGAAGGGCAACAUAGUGUGGGGAACAGACCCAGUCUACGAGGCAUAUCUAAUGCAAGAAGCUCGUGCAAAGCUUGCGCCGCCAGGGGCUGUCUACAGACGCUGGGACAGCUUUACACUGACAGCGAGCGAGAAGGUCCGCUUGAAGAAGGUCAACCUCGCGGACAAGCUCAACCUGUAUUCGUACAGCAUUCGACACUGGAAGGAGGAUGUCUUCCAGAUCCACCCGCCAGACAACCGUUCAAUGUUUCUUGACAUUCAAGACGGAACGUACCACGAGAUGGGCGAGUGGGACUAUUCUAACAAAAUCCCACUCUGGAGAAUCAUCUCGGCGAUCAAAGCUCAGACCGGAGGAACAGGUCAACCUAACACUGGUUCCGACACUGGGAACACGAAAACCUUUGGCCCUGGUUUCAACAACAGCGGUGCAAGCACCGACAACCCUACGAACACCGGAGCUGUCUGGGGCACUGUAACACAGCCACCACCUUCGGUAAACACGAACAACACCAACAACGGUGGAGGCAUGUUUGGCGCAGCACCAGCUCCAGGCCAGCCAGGCUCCCUUUUCGGCAGACCUACUGGUGCAAGCGACACUGGUAACAACGGCGGCGCGCCACCGUUCCAAGGUCUUCCUACGCAGCCCAGCAACAAUAUCCCCGAACCUUCACAGAACAAUCAGACUAGUCAAGGCACUGAAGCGCCACCCCAGUCGAACAAUCCGCUCAUGGCAAUGUUCCAGCCCCAAUACCAGGAAGCUCGGAUACAGGAGUGGCUCGAGGACAUGAAAGGUUUACUAGACAAGUUCACGUACGGCGCAGUCAAAAAAGACACCAACAACCCAGACGAUGCUUGGUCCGCUGCCUGUGUCACUGCCGAGCUCUAUCUACGCUGGAUAGCCGAGUUUGUGGGCGACGCGAAUGGCAACUGGAACAAGAACCUCCUCCCUGUCCCAAGGGCGAAGAAGAUGGGUAUCAAAGCCCCAUGGUGGAUGAAGUUAGGCAGAGAGUUAAAGAAGGUACACGAGAACUCGCAGACUACGGCGGAUUCACCACUCGAGAAACUCUGGGUGCAGUUUGAAAAAGUGCAUAACAUGUGCAGGGAGGGAAUCACAUCUUAG